AUGGAGAUGGCCGAUGAACCAGAAAUUGGAUAUGUCGGGGAUCGUCUUUCUCCAUCCGGUGGCUUUCUGGAUCCCGAAAUCCCCUUUUCAUCAGUUCACGCCCUUCUCCCGAGCAACUCGCACGUCGAUUUCACCGCGUUUGACAUUUUCAGUUUCGAGAGCAGAAAAUUACCGCCCACGUGGAGAAUGGAUACGUCCUCAUCCACAGACAGUCUGUCCGACAAUUCCGCUCCGAUGCUAAUCACGGAGGAUAACGGCAUCCCAUCGAUGCUUGAAGCCACUCGGUCUCAAGAGGACCGGCUUUGCCAGAACCCCCAAGGGUGCUGCAUCAGCGUUGCUACAGGGAUCCUCAGCUCCAUGCACGUCGAGUCAAGCUCGUGCACUCAUGCCCAGGGUAGUGGUCGCCAUCCUCAACUAUCGCGUGCAGCUGACGCUAUCCUGUCCAUGAACCAGGCUGCCUUGCGGGCGGUCGUCUCCGUAGUCCAAUGUUCGUGCUACAGAAGGCCGCAGGUGCUCCUCAUUGUCACCGUCAUCUGCUCUGAGAUUACUGCUUGUGUACAAGCCAGAAUGGUUACAUUUCUUCGUACACAGUUACGCGCGCUUACUUCUGCGCUGGACAACUCAGAAAGCGACUCGGCCACAGUUCAUGUAUAG
Aspergillus terreus NIH2624 is the source of this 654-nucleotide messenger RNA. RefSeq lists its product as uncharacterized. The transcript has 2 exons. The coding region runs from base 1 to 654 and encodes 217 amino acids. The record is from RefSeq and is a predicted model, not a curated record. NCBI's taxonomy places the organism in Eukaryota, Fungi, Ascomycota, Eurotiomycetes, Eurotiales, Aspergillaceae. Gene Ontology annotation, cellular component: nucleus. Gene Ontology annotation, biological process: regulation of DNA-templated transcription; aflatoxin biosynthetic process. Gene Ontology annotation, molecular function: DNA binding.